Molecule: messenger RNA, 5956 nt
Organism: Orbicella faveolata
Lineage: Eukaryota; Metazoa; Cnidaria; Anthozoa; Scleractinia; Merulinidae
Source: RefSeq, a predicted model, not a curated record
UUACCAGGGAAAAUUGAAUAUGGCGCCCAAAACAAAAGAAGAGUCCAGGUUCGGAAUGGAGUCGUAAUUGACUUCUAGAACACAAGACCAAUUCUACAGCCUUUUGGUGACUUUUAUAAGAACAUGGAUGGAAUUUAUGAAGUUUCGUUGUCAGAGAAAGUCAAAUCCUUAGAAGAAGAUCUCAAAAAGGAGUUGAAGGAAUUACAAAAUGAAGUCGAAGAGGGAAAUUUUCUGAGCUCAGUACCAAAGGCAUUCGGGUCUGUCCCUUUACCAAAGGAUGUUGAUCAUUUUAAGAGGGAGAGGAAGUUGGCCAUUAGCAAGAGUCUUCAGGUGCAUGAGGCUAAACCCUUGAUAAUACAGUCAGAUGUAAUGCAUGAAGAGAUGACCAGCUGUUGUCAAGUGGAAUAUACUGCAAAAAGCAUCCCACUCCUGCUUCAUCAGUUUUUUGUGGACAGGAUAGAACACUUAGUUCAGUGCAAACAUAUGCACAUGCUACGAUGGGCUCGCUUCUGUGAACACACAAAAGCCAUUGAAAACCUUUAUCCUAUAUACCAGAAAAGGCUCAGUUAUAUCAUGGAGGAAUAUCAAGACUGCCUAAAACGAGCAAGGCGAUUGGCUGUGGCAUGUGAAGCAACACUUGCUGGAAGUGAUUCAGCAAUGAGUGUAGUCACAAUGGAAGACUUGUUGAUUUACACUCGCUGGUUAAUCUGUAUGCUGCAUUCAGUCAAGGCUAUGCAUGCAUUCAUCAGGACGAUUGAAUGGCUUCCCUUGACACACAAGAACAGCAUUCAGCCUCAAGUCAGUGAAAAAGAAGAAAAACCACCAGAGCAAGAACGUAAACAGUCAAUGGCCCCACCCUCCAAAGCACGAGGCCAGCUGAAAAAGAUCCUCAGUCAAGUAUCAAUCACUGCACAUCUUCAUAUCUUGAGGCCGCAACCUACACCUGAUGCAAGUCUUCCACCUCCUCCUCCACUCAGUUUGUCCCCAUAUCAAUUGGUGUCAGGGACGAAUCCUUCUAUUGCAGCAGCUGCUGCUGCUUCUGGUGGUGGAUUGGCUUCAGACGAAAUAAACUUGAAGUUGCCCCUGCACGAGACGUCUUUUGUCACCAUAAAGGCAUUGUUGGAAUUCUUGAUGACCUGUUAUGCUGUUGAAAUGGAUAUAAAUCAAAUAAACACACAUGCAGAUGAAAUGGAUCUUUUUACAAUGGUCUCAAGGAGGUUCAAAAAGGUGUUUUCAAAGCAAGAGCAGAUGAAGACUUUCCCUAUAUACGAUGCAUCAAUUGAGGAGUUUGGAGAUUCCAAAAUAAGAAGCGAAGGGGCCUUGCACACGUUCAAACAGCAGUCCAACUGGACUUCAUUCAAUCUUCUAAGACCAGAACAGACAUCAACUCAAGUAAAAGCCAUGACAAAGCUUAGACAGAAAGGAAAUAUUGACGAGUUGCUAAGGGCUCAUUCACGCUUUCUUCACGUUCAAGACGGUCAGAGGGUACUGUCCUCGUUAAAGGAACAUGCUAAGGCGGUGUUGGACCCGCCUAAACCUCACCCAGCAUCCGUGACAACUUACCGUACUCAGAAUGACACAGCUGCAGUGUGGAAGCGUAUUUUCAGUUAUGCCUCAGUAAGUUUGAGUUCCAAGGAUGAUGUUCUUGAGUUCGACACUAAAAUCAGUGAAGAUGACAUGGGUGGAAACAGUAAUUCCACUGGCGAGUUUGAUCUUGGCACAGCAGUUGAGUUGCUUGGUUUGGAUGAUGAUGACGCCAAGACUCAGGCCAGUAGAUUACAAGGGGCCUACAUGUCCUUUCUGCUACUCCGGCACCUCAGGCUCCGGGAUCUACAGAGAUCGUGCCUUGGUUUGCUAAACUACUUCAGAUCAACUGAGAGAACUUUGACGAUAAAUGACUGUGGUUUGUCUUUGGAAGGAGGAAAACAAAAGCCUUCCAAACAUCAGGUAUUUCAUGGCGGAGGAAUUGCAGGCGUUGGAUCUCAUCAGUAUAUUCAUAACACUCCAGCCGAUUACAGGGUUGAACAGUCAGAAUUCAUGGAAUUUUCGGAGGUCGAGAAUCAUGACGACUUCUUCACAACAGAGGAAGGACGAGUUCACAUUCAGGACCAGCGAGGCUACUAUAUUUUAUACGACUCUACACUGUCAGACUUUAAGGAACUGGAGACCGAACUUUUGUUAGUGGCGACUCACUUUAUUCAGAAAGACAAAGAUUUAAGACUGCCUAAAACUCUUAAGUUUCAGGGAGAUCACAUCGAUCUGGCAGCUUAUGGACAUCAGCAGGUAGACAGGUUUGCUGUCCUUCUGGACUUGUGGACAAAUGAAGCGGCAUAUUUGGAAAACAAAAGACAGCUUUUGGACUGUUAUCUGGAGGCUUAUCAUCAUGUUUUUGACCCAAAAGAAAAGAAACGGCUCGCUCAGAUAAUGGUGAAUGUAAUGCACGCACGGCCACGAUAUGAUUUUUCUGCUGACUACUUCGUCAAGAUCUACCGCGCUGAGUGUGUCAACCUCCGGCUUCACUGCAACUUAAUCAAAUCAGUCCUUGACAAACAGAUUGACGACGAGCGAGAGUAUAUUCAAAAAGUUUGCAGGGAAGAUAACCCUGCAUUGUUUGGUCUUCCUCAUCGCAUCAUCCCACAGCAGCAUAUAGCAGUAAACACAAGUCGACCCGCCCUAAGAUAUGUGUACAUGUUAGAGUUCCAUCCAUCACUCGGUCUUGCCAGCAGGGUAUCAGAAUCACUACAGAAUGCUUUAAAGAUGUUCAUUCAGUUGCACAAACCGAAAAGCACUGGAGAGAUUAUCUCCCUGGAACGUCGCUUAUAUGAAGUAGUGCAAAAGGAAUGGGACAGUCAAGAACCAACCGGCCACUCAUUUGCACAGCAGACGCAGAAAGAUCUCUUUUCAGAGGUGUUUGUGGAGGAUCCCAUCUUUGUCUGUGAAGUGGCCCAGUCUCUUGUGAACCAAGCUUCGAAUUCCAUGAAAGGAGGACGCAAGUCUGUCAAAGAGAAACAAAAGAUUCUCACAGAGACCUGGUCAAAGCUGCUGGAGGUUGUAACUUUACGGCACAGGCUUAUAACUGCUGCCCAGGAGACAGAUGUAGUGACAAAGGCUUACAAACGGCAGGCUAAAGAGAUUGGUUUUGAUGAGUACCAUGCGUUCCUUCGCGCGGUGUCCUUCGACUUUGCGCAAGCAAAACCAGAUGCUGAGAUACAAAAUGUACUUAUUACUGUCGUGCAAGAGGAUGACAGCAGGGUUGACAGAUAUACACCAGCUUACACUCCUUUGGCCAUUCAAGAAUUGGAUGAAAAGCAUUUAGGAACGUUUAGCUUCCGCACAAGAGAAGGAUUGUUACAGAUUAUGUCUGGAACAGGUGUGGAGAAGUUGCAAACGAUCCUAAUGGCCCAGGUUGUGCACAAGAAUCUCAUCAUUUCAUCCAUUCUUCAACUCGACAGCUGUUCAAAGAUUAUCACAGCUGCGAAAGCAAAAGCAGCUGAAACUGAGAAAAGUGCUGGGUUGUCCCCAGGCUCCUCGCAUGACACAUCCCUCACCAGUCGUGCCAGUUCAGCCGAGGGAGCACCAGCCCACCUCGCGUCAUUCUCGACCAAGAGACUUGAUCGAGAAUUUGAACGCAAGCUACAGGAAGUGUUUGUCUCUGUGCAGUUGGAGAAGACAUUUUUGAGGGACAAAAUGCUGAACGAUUACAUCCACAAGAAGGAACAAAUGGGAACAGUGAUGAAAAACAUCGAUGAAGUUAUCAAGUUGAAACGAAAGCUAGUCACGGAUUUCUGUGAGAACCUGCACAAGAGGGUAUCCCAGUAUUCUUUGCAAUCUCAGAUGAUUGCUUACUGCGCUAGUUUGCUGAAUCUAAUGGCGGAUUUUCCAACGACAAGAGAUGCUCAUUUUGUUAUUGGUGAAGAAGACGAGAAGAAGACUGAAGAAGAUGACAAAGUAAUUUCCGAUCCAAAGCAUUUUAAGCCUCGACCUCGCAGAUUGUUGUCUUCUGACGGGAAAAGCGUGUUAAAUCUUUGGUUCAUUCCUCACUACACCGAGAUUCUAAAAAUGUUUCCCAAAAUGAAAGGAGCCCAAAGAAACGCUGCUCUCAAAGUUAUGCUGCAACUUAUUUCAUCACUUCACGACAUCUGUCAGUAUCUGUGUGCGCAUGCUCGACUUGGUAGCUCUCAUGCCCGAUUGGGAUCGCAGAAGCUUGAGUUUUCAGGGGUAACCGCUGACUGGGGAGGCACUGAGGGCAUUGGUGCUGAGUUACGAGAGAUUCAGAAACAGAUCAACCAUCUAGAAAAACCACAUGACCCUCAAGAGGUUGCAGACUUUCUGGCCAAGCGCCGAGAUAAUAUGUUCCUGGAGUUUGAUAUUUCCAUCAGCCACUCGGUUAGAGACACGUUCCUGUCGACUGGAAACGAGGCUGCCUACAGGAGCAUUACAGAAAACAUGCAGUUUGCUCUUCAGAACCUGAGCAACCUUCCAAGACCGUCUAUAUACAGUGCUCAGAUUUCAUUGCCGGAGCCUCUAGAAGGAAAGGAAGUACUCGCACGAAACCUAUAUCCAUGGAGAUCGUUUCUAGAACGGUACGGGCCAUUUCCGAUGAUGUAUUGGUCUUGGGACCUUAUCGGAGAAAACAUGCAGCUUUGUUUAGCUGGCUUGCGCGACGUCGACAGGCAUGUCGUCAAUGGUGAAAUCCUCGGCGUCUCGUUGCUUCUUGAAGACGUCCUUCAGAAUGGCCUCCCAGAAUUCUUCUCCCAACAGCCAGAUGACUCGGCUCUCUCAGCUUCCACUGGACAGCGUUCCCGACCGAGCACGAGUACUUCCCGAAGACCUCCGAGCCGUCACAGCGACAAACGCGACAGCCAUGGAGAUAACGGUGUCGAGAUCGCUGUUCCAGUGGAGACUGGGCCUUACGGAGAUAUUCCCAAGGGGUCGGUAUCGUUCAGUACCAAUCCCCAAGCGGCCGUCAGGCUGAUCAAUUUGUUUUUGCUUGUGUGCUCGCGACUGGAACUUCUGAAAGUUGACUGGGGCUGUAGAAAACUAGGCGUUAACGAGAUAUCAACGUCUAAACUUUACAGAACUAUGUGCAAAGUUUACAAGAUCGAAAUUCUGCAACCAGUUUAUCAACAAGUCGCUGUUAAAAUGGGUCAGGGCCAAGAGUAUGCAGCCCUUGGUGCGCUUGUAAACGACGAUGAACCUCUGUCCUCUCCCCCUGGAUCGACCGAAAUGGAACUGAAAGUCAAACAGCUUAUUCGACUGUUAGAGAACUUAGAGUGCACCAUGAUCUAUGACGUCAUCAGAAGGAUAUCCCGUGAGCACACACUGGUGGUGUCUGAGAGAGGAAGAGAUGACGCAACUCUGCCAACAGACUUGUGGAAAAAACCGGUCAUGAAGGAGAACUGCACUAUAGCCAAACCUCAUCUGGUGGAGAAUUUUGUCCAAGAGCUGAUGGCAGAGCAUACAGAAAAAGACGACAGAGUAACAUUUACAAAGGAUCAUUUGGAAAAAUGCCUCGUUAAACUAGCUUCUGAAACAAUGCUGAGGGAAAGAAAUUGUUUCGAAAGUUAUGCCAUGUACUACGAGAACUUGUUACGUCAUCAACACCAGUUGUUAUACAUGAAGGAACAGGAGAUUAAACAGCAUAAAGAUACAAUAGAAGCUAACAGCUCGGCAACCAUCGUUGACGUCCACUGUCAGUUAGCGGAUCGAAGUCACGAACAACUCCUUGAAAUCACUGCUCUUCGAGCUAAGAUUGCCGAGAUGCGGGAAUCUCUCAUGAAUCAAGAAAAGGAACUUCGGGAACGAAUAAAGAGUGACUUUGCCUUCCUAGUACAAGAAUUAUUCUCCAAUUGUUUUUCAAUGAAGAGCCGCUUUGAAGAAUUCAGGUAAUUUUUUAUCUUUUAGCAGGAUUGUAAGGAGGCGCGGUGACCUCGCGGUUAGUGCGCGGGUCUCCGGA